This is a messenger RNA of Anopheles darlingi, 1875 nucleotides long. Its product is annotated as membrane-bound alkaline phosphatase-like. Gene Ontology annotation, molecular function: alkaline phosphatase activity. The coding region runs from base 74 to 1669 and encodes 531 amino acids. Lineage: Eukaryota; Metazoa; Arthropoda; Insecta; Diptera; Culicidae. The record is from RefSeq and is a predicted model, not a curated record. The transcript has 6 exons. Gene Ontology annotation, biological process: dephosphorylation.
GGCACGAUUCCGUUGACCUACCAUCGCGCGCGCGUGAAGUGCAGUAUCCAGUCGGCCAACAUUUGACAGCAGAAUGUCUCUUCCCCUGACCAACAGGAUAGGCCUAGCCACCGCUGGCCUAGUGCUGCUCCUUGGCUGCCUUUCGCUAGCAACAAUCAAUGCGCACGAGGAGCAUGAUGCCCACUACUGGAAACACAUGGCCCACGAGCUGCUGUUCGAGAAGAAGGACUACACGAUGCAGAAGAUUAACAUCGCCAAGAACAUCAUGGUGUUCGUCGGGGCCGGUAUGUCGCAGGCAACCGUCACGGCCGCACGCUCCUACAACGGUGGUGACAAUGCAACGCUCGCCUUCGAGAACCUCAAGUGGAGUGGCAAUGCACGGACAUACUGCGUCGAUAGCCGCGUCCCCGACAGUGCCUGUGCCGGGACGGCCAUCCUGACGGGCGUCAAGUCGAACUUUGGUACGGUGGCAACCGAUCCGACAGUCAACCGGGGCGACUGUACGCUCGAUCCGGCCAAAAAGCUGGCCUCCAUCGCCAAAUGGGCCCUCGAGGCGGGCAAAGCUGUUGGUUUCGCGACCACUUCCCGCGUCACAUCCGGGUCUAGUGCGGCUCUGUACGCCAACAGUCCGGACAGCCGCUGGGAGAACGAUGCAGACGUCACCGCGGCCGGCUGUAACGUGGCCAACGUGCCCGACAUUGCCCACCAGCUAAUCCACGGGGAUAUCGGCAAGCACUUCAAGGUGAUAUUGGGCGGUGGACGCAAACAGUUCCUACCGACGACCGAGACGGACAGUUCUGGUGGCCGUGGGCUGCGGACCGAUGGCAAGAAUCUGGUGCGCGAGUGGCAACAAUCGAGGGGUGCCGAUGGAGCGAACGCCACCUACAUUACCAGUGCGAGUGAACUGGGCAGUCUGGACACCUCGAAGAUCGAUUACCUACUUGGACUGUUCGAUUACGACCAUCUACCGUUCAGCGCAGAUUUUGAGGGCCAACAGAACGUACCAACACCCCGGCUGGUCCAGAUGGUUCACUAUUCGCUGGAGAUGCUGCAGAAACCGGAACACAAGGAGGGUUUCCUGCUAUUCGUCGAGGAUGGCAACAUCCGGCGUGCCCACCAGCACAACAAGGCACGCAAGGCACUGGAGCAGGUGCGCCACUACGCAACCGCCUUCAACAUGGCCAAGAUGAUGGGUAGCGAGCAGAAUACGCUCUUCAUCUCGAUGAACGACAUCGGUAGCACACUGUCCCUGCCCGGUUUCCCGGCGCGUAACUCCGACAUAGUAUCCGCACCGGCCGGAACCAGCGAUGCCGAUACGUUGCCUUAUCUCGGACUUUCGUACGCCACCGGACCAUCCUAUUCCAGCUUCUAUCGCACGGAGCAGGGUCGGCUUGAUCCGGUGAGUGUGGUCGAAGGGACGGCCAAUGCCCACGAACGCACCUGCCCAGCCUCGGUACCGAUGGCGGAAGGCGUUGAUGGAGGUGAAGACGCCAGCGUGUAUGCUGCCGGUCCAUGGGCUUUUAUGCUGUCCGGUGGCUACGAGCAACACUUUAUUGCCCACACGAUCGCCUUUGCCUCGUGCAUGGAUGGUGCGUGCGAUGGUGCGGCCUCCAUUACACUUUCCAUGGCCGCGCUGACCGCCGUUUUCCUGACUAAACUGUUCGCCUAACAACAUACUUGCGGGUUACUAUGAUUGCUGGUAAUCGUCGCCGCGGGCGAUGCGAUUGAGACCGGGUUCCACUUUAAGUACGCGAAACUAACAUCCAAGCGGCGGAUCGAUGGGGUCAAGCAUGCGAUUGGAAAUAGUUUUGAAAUAAAAAAUAAAACCGUUUGAUACCAGUGAGAUGUACACUGGACUAGAAGCAGAAAAUGGAA